AUGGCGACUCCAGGCAGGCCUGCUGCCAGGCGGUGGAUGGGCAAGCCUCACAAAAAGGGCCCGGAAAAAGAAGAAAAUAAAAAAUACAACAGGCCGGAGAAGGGGGAAGCUAAAAACAAGCUCUGUCGAUUCAUCGAACAUGGAAAAAAAUGUCCUUAUGGUGAUAAGUGCACUUAUUCCCACGAUAUAUCAAAUUCCAGCAAAGAGCAAACCAAGGAAAACUCAGAUUCUCCAACAGGAAGAAGAGAGAGAGAGAACUAUAAUUCAUGGAAGAAAAUCAUCAAGAAUCCUCCAAUAACGAAUGAUAUCGCUACUAUCAAACGCCUAUGGACUGGUGCCCUCGACAUCUUAGAUGGGUUUGAUCGAAACUGGAAACAAAUGCUUCCACGAGACCUGGAAUCUGAUGACUACUAUGGCCGCGAACAUAUUCAAACUCUUUUGAGUAUGAGAUCUCAUGGUAGUGGAUAUCAAACCUUCGUUGAUCUCUCGCAACCUUUCCUUUCAGUUAUCACACAUCCUGCUAUUCUAGACUGUUUAUCUGUUGAUACAGCUGUUGGAGGGCUGUAUAACUUCAUCAGCGGGGCCAAUGGCCAAAGAGCAGUGGAAUUCUUUCUUCGCCUUUGCAAUAAUCUCGAGAUGGCUUACGGCGACUCUACAGUAUCGAAAACCACCACUGAAACUACACUUAUUGCUAUGGGAAUUGCAUUGCGUGAGCUCCUGAAGAGAGAGCAACGAGCUAUCUACCACGAUGACAUACCAAAAUUGGUUGAUUCUUUGGAAAAAGUUGCAGCAGUCCUUGAGUUUGACGCAAAGUCUUCUGGGGUUCAGGUUGGCAUUACUGAGCUUCGAGCUCGAAUUGGACGGGCUACUGGUCUUCUAAAAGACAAGGAGACCGAGGUCCUCACGGUUGAUGGAGUUUCUACCACCGUUAAAUCAUCAUAUCCACGACCUAUCAUCAUACCAGGCACACGCCAUGAUAAUGACAAUGCCGAUAUAACAAAGAUCAAGAUCUUUCCAACAGAAGAAGAGAUCCGCAGUGACCAGCCAGACUAUUUACCAACGACUGAUCGCGAUCAGCCUCACUUCAUCACAAAUGCCGCAGAGCGUCACAUAGAUACAUUAUUCCGCCUUCUUCGGCAUGACACUUUUGGAGAAUUAAAAGGAGCUCUUGGGAUAUUGAUACAUGCUAUCGGUGAUGAUACGUCAUUGCUUAAGAACUGGAAGCUCCCACUUGGGGAUAUGCGAGCAUACGCAUACCCCAAUGCCCAUAUCCGCUAUGUCACCUUUAAACAAAAAGAAGGCAUCGAAGCCCAAGUCUCAUUCAGCCAGCUUCCUGUUCUUCGAGGGAAGUCUGCAUCUAAUAGAUAUCCCAAUGCAGCUUUCAACUUAGGAUCACACGAAUACAUUUCAACAAUCAACACCAAGCUGGCCACUCGCAACCAGGCAAAUUUUGGGUUAUUAACUGAAUUAAGCUGCCGGGGUAUAAACGGAAUUCUGAUUGAAUUUCCAGGAAUAAUACCUGCUACAUUCAUGCCUAUUUUGAAAACCCUCCAGGACUUGCAACGUUCUAGUUAUCUACCGUUCCAACAGUGGAUUUUACCCGAAAUUGCUACAACCUCAGGAGGACCAGCACUUAUUCCCCCGCCACUUUAUGCUCGUGGUCGAGGCUAUUCUUUUCCACUGGAUUCUAUUCUCACUAGGGAGAGUGACCGAUUUUCCUUCAGCCCUGAUUCUUCGCCUGGUGAUAGUGCCGUUAUUCGUGAGCUUGAAACUCGGACCACGCUUGACCACGGCCAGUGUCAAGCACUCGCGGCGGCUUUGACGCGCGAGUAUGCUUUUAUACAAGGUCCACCGGGUACGGGUAAAUCGUUUAUUGGUAUCCGUCUUAUGAGGGUUCUUUUGGCCUGUAAGAAGAAAUCCAAAUUAGGACCUGUAGUAGUCGUAUGCUACACGAAUCAUGCCUUGGAUCAGUUUCUCGAGGAACUUGUACAAGCCGGCGUAGAGAAGAUCAUCCGGAUUGGAGGCCAGAGCAAGUCAAAGGUUCUGGAGGGUAAAAACCUUCGUAUUGUGUCACAGAGCGAAGGGAAGACGAAGACCGAACGGUAUCUAGCUGCCAAAACGUAUGGGGCUCUUAGGAACAACGAGCCCAAUAUUACAAAACUACUCGCCUCCUUACGUCCUAUGCAGAAGAGACGCAACUGGAACCACCUCAAGAAUCAUAUCAAAGAGCGAUACCCACGUAUAUUUUCACAAUUUUCCCAGUAUGAUGAGGAUGGUUACGAGACUAUGGGUAAAGACCCAUUUGACAUCUGGGGCAAGGGUUCAACACCACAACAGUUUAGGGAAAGAUUCUCAUCAGACGAGGAUACCAUUAUCCGCGAAAGCCUGAUCCGUGCUAACACCGAGAGCAUCUUCAAUCUGGCGGUUCGUGAAAGGCAGCUCUUAAUUGAAUUUUGGAUGCAAGAGCUUCACGAAAUCAAUACCGAUCAAUUGUUUGAGCUUGUGGAUGAUUCCCAUAAGCAUUACGAACACUUAGGCGGAAUACACGACGAGGUUGACAGAAGAGUUCUCGAGACUGCGGAUGUUAUUGGCGUCACCACAACGGGGCUUGCCAAAAGAAUUUCGGUUCUUCGGCAUAUACGAAGCAAAGUGGUUAUCUGUGAAGAAGCCGGAGAGGUCAUGGAACCCCAUAUGAUAUCAGCCUUACUGCCCAGUGUCGAGCAUUUCAUCCAAAUAGGCGAUCACCAACAACUACGCCCACAGAUCAACAAUUAUGGACUAUCGCUUGAAAGCAAGCAAGGAGGACUGUACCAGCUUGACCGGAGCCAGUUUGAACGACUCUCGGUUGGGGAGCCCGGACGAACUCCAUUCCCAGUAGCACAAUUAGACACACAAAGACGUAUGCGCCCUGAAAUAUCUACUUUGAUCCGGGAGACCCUCUACCCUCGCCUUAUUGACCAUCCAUCUACAAAAACCUUUCCUGAUGUCGUCGGUAUGCGACAUAAUGUUUUCUGGCUAGAUCAUGAGAAUAUGGAAAAUUCUGCAGGUACAGAUCGGCACCAAAAGUCACAUAGUAACGAUUGGGAAGUGGACAUGACACAUUCUCUCGUUCGUCAUAUUGUUCGGCAAGGCGUCUAUAACAGCAGAGAUAUUGCAGUUUUAACGCCGUAUACAGGACAAUUGCAAAAACUAAGAACAAAACUGCGGAACGAUUUUGAAAUUGUGCUAAGUGAUCGGGACCAAGAGACACUAGCGAAGGAUGGGUUCGACGAAGACUCCCCGUUAGAAGAAGAUCUGAGAGAUGUUACGAAAAGACAGAUAAGACCACUUACGAAGAAGAAACUUAGCGAGUUCCUUCGUAUAGCAACCGUUGACAACUUUCAAGGAGAGGAAAGUAAAAUCAUAAUCAUCUCACUAGUACGAAGCAAUAAGGAGAAAAAAGUAGGAUUUCUCAGAACGACAAAUCGCAUCAACGUCCUUCUCAGCCGUGCUCAACAUGGCAUGUAUUUGAUCGGGAAUGCCGACACUUACUCGAACAUACCAAUGUGGGCUCAUGUCCUUGGAUUACUUGAAGCCAGCCAUUCGGUUGGAAAGGAGAUUGGACUCUGCUGCUCUCGACAUAUGGAUACAGUUAUGCGAGUCUCCGAGCCUCUAGACUUUGAGAAAUUCAGUCCGGAAGGUGGAUGCCAAUUGCCUUGCGAUAGGCGUUUGACCACCUGUGGCCAUAAAUGUUUAGCCCGAUGUCACUCGGACAGCAUGCACGAAGUCAUCGUUUGCAGUGUCCGUGUCCAGAAGCAAGUCCCAGGAUGCAAUCAUAUUGUUGAAGUUCCCUGCUCUCGGGAUGUGUCAUCCUCAACUUUCCAGUGUCCGACAAAGUGUGAGGAAUCCUUGUCUUGUGGCCACCGCUGCCCCGGGACUUGUAGCAAAUGCUACAAGAAAGAGAAACACCAGGAGUGUACCAACAUCUGUGGAAGACGCUUCGGAGCCUGCAACCAUACGUGUCCCAGGACAUGUCAUAACGGUACUGAUUGUGGGCCGUGCUUGUCACCAUGUGAAGUUAAAUGCUCUCAUUCUCAAUGCCCACUACGCUGCCAUGAACCCUGUGCGCCCUGUAUAGAGAGCUGCACCUGGUCCUGUGAGCAUAAAGGAGGCUGUGGAAUGCCCUGUGCUGCACCAUGCAACCGCCUUCCAUGCAACAAACGUUGCUCUAAAACUCUUUCGUGCGGACACCAAUGUCCAGGAAUUUGUGGUGAAGAAUGUGCAGAAGGCUAUUGCCAGAAAUGCUCCGCUAGACUUGACGCCAGAGUGGACUUCCUUGAGAUGAAAUCCUACGGGGAAAUCGACGUUGACGAGAGCCCGAUAGUUGUGCUUGGGUGUGGUCACUUUUUCACCGCAGAAUCUCUGGAUGGCCUUAUGAGCAUGGGCGAGGUUUAUGAACUUGAUGCAGAAGGGGAGUUUACUGGGCUCAAAGAUAUAUCCACGGCUUUGGCACAAUCUGUUCCUUUCUGCCCAGACUGCAAAUGCUCGGUAAGACAAUUUGCAACACAGAGAUAUAAUAGGGUCGUCAAUCGAGCCGUCAUUGAUGAGAUGUCCAAACGGUUUCUCUCGAGUGGGAGAGACGGGCUCCGAGAGUUAGAGCGGCGGAUUGACAAAUUGCAAAAACGGCAACAUAAAACUAGGGAGAAGGCUAUGGAGCAAGCUACUGAAUCUGACCGUCCUUUAACGCCAGCCCAAGCUUUAUCUAUCAACCAAUCAUUCCGUGAGGGAAAUGAAGAAGCCAAAAAGCUCGUGAAAGCCGUUGUAGCAUUUCAGAAUGCUUUUGCCGACAAAUGCCAGCCAGCGCAGAAACUCCACGAGGCGACGAUUCAUGCCGCAAGAAGAGUUACUGCUUCCGGGUUGUCGGUCGACAUCCAAUUAGCAAACCUGAAUUUGUCUGAUGAGGUAGCCCUGCCCCUUUCGCGUGACAGCCAGAUUACUAUGGGCGGCCUGAUGGCGCAGAUCAAGACGGAGUACCUCAUCAUUGACAAUAAAUUCAUCAUUUCCAAGGGAUUGGGGUCGAUUCCUAUCGAACGCCCCGGCAAGUCUCCUGGUACACUUGCACCGCCAUUUCUCGAAGUAUGCAAGAAGUUCGCCGCGGAAUGCGAAAUCCAAAACCUCCCAAAGCUGGCCGUUGAAGCGUCUCUUUUCUAUGCAAGCAUCGCACGCUCAUUCGAGUACCUCUGCCGAUCUAGCAAAACAAACCUGGACGCAGCUGAAGCGUAUAUCGGCACGGCAAAGCAGAUGCUGGAGAAGGCUCAUGAGAUCUGCCAACUCCGCUUCCACAACGCUGAGGGCUUGCGUGCCAUUGUCGAAGAAUCGAUAGCCUCCAUGAAGAAAGAAUGGUAUGAAGAAGUCACUUCUGCCGAGAAAGAAGCGAUCAAGGCUGCGAUGCUCAGCGGUCCCCGUGGUAUUGCGACUCACUCCGGUCAUUGGUAUAACUGUGCGAACGGGCACCCUUUUGUCAUCGGAGAGUGUGGCAUGCCUAUGGAGCUGGCCCGCUGCCCUGAAUGCGGCGCAUCUAUCGGUGGACAACAUCACACCGCAGUCAGUGGAGUGACUCGCGCAACAGAGAUGGAGAAUUAA
Messenger RNA from Microsporum canis CBS 113480, 5622 nucleotides. RefSeq names its product Ab1-133. The record is from RefSeq and is a predicted model, not a curated record. Gene Ontology annotation, cellular component: nuclear RNA-directed RNA polymerase complex; nucleus. Gene Ontology annotation, biological process: regulatory ncRNA-mediated heterochromatin formation. Bases 1 to 5622 code for a protein of 1873 amino acids. Lineage: Eukaryota; Fungi; Ascomycota; Eurotiomycetes; Onygenales; Arthrodermataceae. The transcript is spliced from 6 exons. Gene Ontology annotation, molecular function: helicase activity; zinc ion binding.